This is a messenger RNA of Zingiber officinale, 1078 nucleotides long. RefSeq lists its product as uncharacterized. Lineage: Eukaryota; Viridiplantae; Streptophyta; Magnoliopsida; Zingiberales; Zingiberaceae. The transcript has 2 exons. The record is from RefSeq and is a predicted model, not a curated record. Bases 114 to 869 code for a protein of 251 amino acids. Gene Ontology annotation, molecular function: protein binding.
AAUGGUCAGCCGCCUCUUCUCUUCUCUUCUCUUCUCUUCAGUUUCGUCGCCUCUCCUACAAAUCGAACGACCAAUCAUGGUGGUCUCCUCCUCUGCUUCGCUUGGCCGCGUCGAUGACAUCUCCGCCAAGACGACGCCGUCGAUCAAGUUUCUCUGUAGCUACGGCGGAAAGAUCCUUCCUCGUCGCCCCGACGGCCAACUCCGCUACGUCGGCGGCCACACCCGCGUCCUUUCCGUCCCCAGAUCUAUCUCUUUCACAGGUCGGUAUUAAUUUAUCUUUCAAACAUUGUUUGUUUUUGUUGCGUCCGCGAUCUGCUCGACGGAUCGAUCAAAAGAAGGAAAAGAGCGUUGGAAAUUUGUGCAUGGUGUAUAAUUUGGGCUGUGGUGUGUGCGCGCGCGCUCUGUUUCGGUGCUCUGCAGAGCUGCAGGUGAAGCUGAGCCAGUUGUGCGGGUGGAAGACGGCGAGCCUCCGGUGCCAACUUCCGACGGAGGACAUGGACGCCCUUGUGUCAGUUACCUCCGACGACGACCUCGCCAACCUCGUGGAGGAGUACGCGGGCCGAGAACGGACGACGCCUCUAAAGAUCCGAGCCUUCCUCUUCCUCCCGCAAUCCUUCCCCUCCUCCAAUUCUUCUGCCACAACUCCGGCCAUCCCUUUGCCCUUCGUCUCUCGCCCUUUGAUCGCCGCCCCCGAUCGCUGCAACCGUCAGUACUCUGUGCCUGCUAGGUUUUGUGAUCGGUACGAGAAGCCCACGGCAUCAUCCGCCGCGGCCAGGAAGCUUCGCCUCCAUGGCCACUACCACCUUCUUGGCCAUGGAGCCACAAAACCCUGCAACGAUCUCGUGCAUCCUUUGGGACACUGGCACUAGUGAACAGUUCAAGGUUGAUCGAUCUCGGAUUUUGGUCAUUAAUUCUCUUCUGUUAAUUUGCCUCUUGCGUUGCGGGAUGUAAAUUUUUGAACAGAUCUGCAGCAGAUAAGAGACAUUGUAGAUGGAGAAUAAACACAUCAAUGUUUAUCUUGUGAAAGGAAAAAAAAAACAUUUUAUAUUAAUAAAUAUUUUUAUUAUCUUAUCGAGAA